AUCAAACCUUCUCACUGCGGCGCACGGUCUGACCCCAAAAGUUUUUUUCGCGGAAACGGAGAUUUGAUCAGGAGACAUGAACCAGUUUGAGGAAGCACUCUCUCAGCUGGAAUCUUUGCAUGCCCAGGAGCUCACGCGAGUCCAGACGGAGCUGCAAACGAAGAUCGAGCAACUACAGGCCUCCUUGAUGGAAGCUGAAGCUCUGAAGACUGCCGCCGCCGAACCGCAAGCCCUGGCGGCGGUUAUUGAACACAUUGCUCAAGAGUUGCAGGAACCGGCGCUGGCACAGGAAGCUACCCAGGAGUCGCAGAUGGAUGAAACGACGAAGCAUCGAGUUUAUGCAAAAGCUCAGUCCGUGACGUUUGAGGAUGAGAAGCGCGAAGGUUCCGUCCGCAGUCGACUGUCGAGUUCUGACGAGAAGACACGGCUCGAAAUGUUGGAGUGUCAGCGAGGUCUCCUGACGUCCAACAUGAACGAAGAAGCGCGGAGCAAACUCUACAGAAUGCAGGAGGAGAUGUACAAGAAAGAGAAGGCCAUCGGAGAGAUCAACGCAAGGGUUCGAAAUCCUUCCGUGAAGGAGCAGGAAGGAGCAAUUGAACGGAAGGUCACUUUGGCGUGUAUCUUGAAUAGCCGCGCCUUUGGAUUGUUCGUGGCCGGGAUGAUCAUCUUCAACUCCAUCCUGUUGGGUUUGGACGUGAACCGCAACAAAGCUGCGCUGGACGAACAGAUCUUGGUGGUCUUGGGGGAGAUCUGUAACGCCUUCUUCUUCAUCGAAUUGAUGCUGCGCUUGUGGUGCUACAGGACCCACUUCUUCUGCGGAGACGAACUGGGCUGGAACUUCUUCGAUAGUUUCUUGGUGCUUUCAUCCAUUCUCGACGUGGUUUUGACCUACACAGCCACCAACAUGUCCCCCGCUGUGGCGGGCUCCGUCAAGAUGCUGAAACUGUUCAGGAUUAUGCGCGUCUUCCGCGUCUUUCGCUUCUUUCGUCAGUUGGCCAAUUGGGCCAUGAUGAUUUUGGACUCGCUGAAGAGUUUGUUCGGCGCACUGAUCUUACUGGGCAUCAUCAUCUAUGUUUUCGCAGUCAGUUUAUCGAUGAACACUGCAGAUUGGCUCAUCAUGCAGGAGAAGGAGGGCGUGACAGAUGAACUCAAAAGCAGCGUGGAUUUUUGGUUCGGAUCUUUGGGCAAAACCUUGUACACUCUGUUGCUCUCGAUCCUGGGCGGCGUCUCCUGGCACUUGGUCUGCGACCUUCUGUUAGAAAUUGACAUCCUGUCCGCCGUUUUGUUGCUCUUUUACAUCAUGUUCACCAUUUUUUCGGUCUUGAACGUGAUUACUGGAGUUUUCGUUGACAGUGCCAUACAGACGAGCAAUUCACAGAGAGAUAUCCAGAUCGAGCGGGAAAUGGAAUUGAAGGAUUCCUUUCUGAAAUCCCUCAAAGGUUUCUUUGAGGCCCUGGACACGGAUGGCUCUGGCUCCAUCCAUUUGGAAGAGAUCAAGAUCAUGCUUCAGGAUCCAACCCUUGCAGCAUAUUUUGCGGUGCUCGGCUUCGACGAAGUCAAUGCCAAUCAAAUCUUCCAUCUGCUGGAUGAUGAUGAAUCCGGAGAGGUGAGCAUCGAGGAGUUCCUUGACGGUUGUUCCAAAUUGAAGGGCGCAGCUCGAUCCAUCGACGUUCACGCCCUGAUGCACCAGUGCAGGCGACGGCAGGGUGUGGCAGUGGUGAAGGAGUCACCCCCCAAGAAAAUGGAGGGCUUGCUCAGCUUCGCCCAAAGAGAAGGGCUGACUGAGGAAGAAGCCCAGAAAGUUCUUAGACUGAACCGUCCAGUUACAGAUGCUGGAUGGGUUGAAGCAGAAGACUUGGGAGAAGAAGCCCUGCUGAUUGCAAAGGAAACUAUGGAGGCGGGCAGGUACCUUGAGUACGCCUGCUAUGAAUCAACAGGGGCACCCCAAGGGCGAGCAGUGUUGAAGCUGCAGAGCUGGGAAGAAGAGGGCGUUCUGACGGGCUCCCAUGGGGAGUGUUCAGACCCCUAUUAUCAGUGGUAUGCUGACCACGACAUCCGAGACCGUGGGGCCGUGUACCACGUGUGCACGGGGAAGCAUUCCACUUGCCGGUUCAAGCUGCCGCGCGGAGACAGGAGGAUUGUGAUUCACCUGGACCGAUGGCGGUUGCUGAGCCCGGCAAUCAUGAUACGAUCAGACUAUAUGAAAGAAAAAGGUGAGCGGCAGCGGCAAAGUUGCCAGGCUGCUGGAGGUGGUGGUUUUCCCCCGCCUGCCCCGGAGAAACGGGGGCCGAGGGAAGGUGAGACAAGAGACAAGAGCCCCAAGGAAGAGCGCAAGAAAAGACGAGUGGAGGAACACAUAAAAGAUCAGAUGGCCAGGCAAGAGAAAAGGCGCAGGUCGAAAUCUCCCAGCCGGAAAAGGAGAAACAAAGACAAGUCGAAGAAGGAAAGAGGCAAGGGGCGCCGAAGAGAUUCUUCCGAGGAUUCUUCAGGGGCCAAGUCCUCGUCGGGCAGUUCGCAUUUUCAAGCAGCCCCAGCCCGGCGGGGCGAGCUUUGGCGACAAGCCCAAAAGAAACCCGGGCGGUUGGCACAGAGGUCCCUAGACGAGAUGUGCCGAUAUCUCGCCGACCGUCACGAGACCGCCGAAGGAGAGCUGGCAUGGGCCGGUCAGAAGGUAGUGGCCUACCUGAAUCAGGUGGUGCUGGUGAACCACCCUCCAGCUCGCAUAGGGGUCAGAUCCCACCGAGAGAUGGUGACUCUGGCAAUGACCGUAGACGAGUUGCUGGGAGGGAGGAUCAUGCAUGCCUUGGACCUGUUGCUGCAGAGGUUCAAAGCGAUAGAGGCCUCCUUCGAGGAGGGAGGUUGGCAGACAGCACGGCACCUGGAGCUCAUUCCGGGAGGCGGAGCCGGUCUCUUGAGAGAAGACGAGAGGGCUGCCGCAGCGAAGGCCGAGAUCCAGGCUCCCCAAGGGGAGAAGUCCGUGAGCCAUCAAGAGCGAAAAGAGAGCCCCUUGAGGGGCCGUCAGACCGCUUGGAAGAAGACGAGGGAAGAUCAAGGUCAGCACGUGACCUUCGAAGAGAAGAGAGCCCAGCACGAGCAAGGAGAAGGAGACGGUCAAAAAGGGAUCGCUCCCGUCGUGAUCGUCGACGACGGGCCGGACAAGAGUCAGAACCAAGAUCAGCCCCUCCAGAAGGGGUCAAAAGGGAAGAUGAAAGGAGGAGGAAAGGGCAAGAGAAGCCGGCCAGCCUGGAAGGCGAGCAAGUUCGGCAGACCAAAAGGGAGCCAUCACAAAGGAGUCGGCAAAGCAUCAAAAGGGAGCAAAGCAGGUCCUCCAGGGGACGAAUCUCUGCCACCCCAACGCGUGGUGAUGUCGACUUGA
Messenger RNA from Cladocopium goreaui, 3376 nucleotides. The record is from the annotation of a GenBank genome assembly. Lineage: Eukaryota; Dinophyceae; Suessiales; Symbiodiniaceae.